Messenger RNA from Purpureocillium takamizusanense, 1611 nucleotides. RefSeq lists its product as uncharacterized. NCBI's taxonomy places the organism in Eukaryota, Fungi, Ascomycota, Sordariomycetes, Hypocreales, Ophiocordycipitaceae. Gene Ontology annotation, cellular component: endoplasmic reticulum. Bases 124 to 1569 code for a protein of 481 amino acids. Gene Ontology annotation, biological process: ergosterol biosynthetic process. The record is from RefSeq and is a predicted model, not a curated record. The transcript has 2 exons. Gene Ontology annotation, molecular function: 3-beta-hydroxy-Delta5-steroid dehydrogenase (NAD+) activity; 3-beta-hydroxysteroid dehydrogenase [NAD(P)+]/C4-decarboxylase activity.
GGGCCUGGCCCGAGCACCUGGCGAUGCAGGGCGGUGACCAAACGCACAUUGCGUCGACACUGCAUCCCGAGAGGGGUCAAUGACAGACGCUUGGGUUGUUAGGACACGACUGUAUCCCUCAUCAUGUGUGGCAUCACGGCGACGCUGGUGGUGCUCCUCUCAACGGCCUUCGUGGCCCAUGUGGUGAGGCUCAACUACGUCAUGGGACGGACACCGCGCGCGGCGCGGGCGCACGUGUCGGAGCCGUUGACGGCGGACGACAUCCGGGAGACGUACGAGAGGGUCCGACGCGAGGGUAUCGACUGGCGCCCGGGACUGCCGCCGCGCAAGGAGAGGCGGUACAUUGUUGUCGGUGGCUCGGGUACCGUGGGAGGGCAGCUGGCGCUGGACCUGCUUCAGAUGGGGGUCCCGCCCGCGGCGAUCCGGCUCAUGGAUAUACGGCGCCCUGCGCGGGACGAGUUCAAGUCGGGCCCGGCCUCGGAGAUGGCCUUUGUGAGUACGGACGUGACGUCUGAGAGCGACGUGUUGCGUGCCUUUGGCGAGCCGUGGCAUGAGGCCGUGGCCCGCCUGCCCCUGACGGUAUUCCACACGGUGGCCUUGAUCCGGCCGUUUGAACGGAGCGAGAUCUUCUACGAGCGAUGCUCUCGCGUCAACGUGGCGGGCACGGCAAACGUGCUGGCGGCGGCGCAAAAGGCGGGCGCGGGCAUCUUCAUCUACACGUCGAGCUGCCACGCGGCCGUGCGUAGCACGGGGUGGUUCUUCCCGCUCUGGCUCCGCGAGCCGCGCAACUUUGCGCAGGUGGUGGGCGACGAUGACUUCUUCCGGCCCCUGCCACGGCCUCGCGACUUUGCCAGCAACUACGCGCGGUCCAAGGCGGAGGGCGAGCGGCUAGUGUGCGGCGCCGACGACGCCGACGACGACGGACGGCGAGGCCAGGGGAUGCGGACGGCGGCGAUACGGCCGGGCAACGGAGUGUACGGACACAAGGACGACGUGAUCCUGGGGCGCCUGAUAAGGCUCCGUCGGGUGCCGACAUACUCGGCGCCGUGGGUGCACAACUGGGUCAACGUGCACAACGUGACGCAGGCGCACCUGCGGCUCGAGGACGCGCUGCUGGGCGAGCACGCCUCCAAGGUGGCCGGGCGGCCGUUCAUGGUGUCAGACGAGGGGCCGGGCCUGCGGUUCCAAGACGUCUACGACAUCCUGUCGACGACGUGCUCGACGGGGAUGCGCGUCGACUACCCGCCGCCGGUGCUGUUGCUGCUGCUCGCGUACGCCAUCGAGGCGUACUGCCUGCUCCUGGCGAGGGCGCCCCCUCUGCUCAGAAAGCUGCUGCUGCUGCUCACGGCGGGGGAGCCGCGGGAGCCGGUGCUGCUGCUGCAGCCGGCGCUGUUCUCGUCGUCGGUGACGUCCAUCAUCGACGACUCGGCGGCACGACGGACGCCGGCUCAGGGCGGACUGGGGUACGCGCCGGCGUGCACGACGCUCGAGGGCAUGUGUCUGCAGGUGGUGCACUGGAACGAGUGGGUUGAGGAGAAGCGGCAUCUGGAGGAGGGAGCCGUGGAGUGAAGCUUGUCGUGAGUCUCUUUGAACGACAGGGCUGUCGGACGG